Anastrepha ludens (Mexican fruit fly) is the source of this 1757-nucleotide messenger RNA. RefSeq names its product neurobeachin-like. The coding region runs from base 1572 to 1739 and encodes 55 amino acids. The record is from RefSeq and is a predicted model, not a curated record. The transcript has 3 exons. Lineage: Eukaryota; Metazoa; Arthropoda; Insecta; Diptera; Tephritidae.
CAGCACAAAUCCAAAUUUGUAUUUCGUUUUAAAUUAACGUAUAUUAUUAAAAUCACUUCGAAUGCAUGGCGGUAGUGUGAUUUGCAAAAACCAAAUCAAAAGAAAUAAAUUUUAAUUGGAUAAAAAACAAGUUCUCCAAUUCGUGUUACACCACCACAACAGCAGCAAAAGCAGUAGCAGUAGCAGCAAUCACGUCGUCAUCGUCGACGUCGUACCUUGACGUGCAGCGCUGCGUCGCUGCUAAUAUUGCACGGGUGUUUUUCGCCCGUAUUUAUGUAGAAAGCGGGGGGUACGAUUACCAAUUUCUAGCGGAGUUGGUGUGCACGCUUAAUCAAGUUCAGAAAGGUGCGAAAAGAUACUAUAUUCACGAGCACUUAUAAACAGAUGGAUAACUCAUCGAAUCGGCGGAAAUGUUUUAAUAUUUACACGUUGGCAUGAAAAAGACCAAUGAAGGAGUUAGAUAUACACUUUACACCUUGUGUGAAAAUACCUUUGACCGGAUGUGUUAAUAGUUGUCCCACUUGUGAGAAUUGAAAAAAUCCUUAGUGUGAGAAAUUGAUAACGCACCCUCAAUUAAGUGUUUAAAAUGAAGUGAAUAAUACCCAAAAACUUCACUUGGAUGAAUAAAAUAUUAUCACACAUUUCUGAAAUAAUUUUAAAUCUUUACCCAAAACAUACAUACCUACAUACCUACUUACGUGUAUAAAAAUACUUAAAAUUAUUCCCUCCCUCCCAUCAAGUAACAAACAGGCAAGCAACAAACAAGCUUGCUUCUUACAACAAAUACAAAUAAUCGCAUUCUUAAUGUGCUUGUGCUUUCAAAAAAAAUUCAAAUUAAAAAUAUGCUAAAAUUUAAUUUAAAAAUAUAAAGCUUAACAAUUUUAAAGUUAAAUAAAUUAAUACAUACAUACAUAUUACGUAGUUAUACAAAUCAGUCAAUCUAACCUUGCACAACAAAAUAAUUAAUCAAUAAAAAUUUAAAAAUAAUCGCAAUAACUUAAUCGCAUCAUUUAAAUAUUUUAAUCGUGCUUGUGUAUUAAAAUCGCUCAGCCAAUUUAAACGAAAAUCAACCAAUCAAUCAAUGAUUCAAAAAUAACUGAAACAGCUUAGGCGUGCUAUUUACAUACAUACAUAAAUACAUAAAUAUAUAUACAUAUAUAUAAAAGUAAUUAAAAUAAAGUUCUGUAAAAAUUGGAGCAGAAAAGAAAUUCCUUACCAAAUACUUCAAACCAAAUUUCCAUCUAAAGUGUCUAAAUCUUUGUUGUUAUCCUCGCAUCCAUCCAAUCGCCAGUCCCCAAUUCAAUAUGUGUACACAUACAUACAUAUAUGUAUAUGUGCUGCAUUAUGUGUGUCCCAAGUAAAUUUAAAUAAAAAAAUGCAACCUAAUUCCUAAUUAAUUAUUUAGCGUGUCACAAAAAAUAAAUAAAAUAUUAAAAAUUAUCUAUUCAAAUAUUUAACAUAUUUGGAUUUGUGCGUUAUCGUGAUUUGUGUGAAAUACAAUUAAAAAUCGUGUGUAAACAACAACAUAAACCAAUCUAAAAAACAAACCAAACAAUAACAAAACUAACAAAAUGGCGGACAUAAUACGUCCGCCGUUUAGUGAUAUUAAGCGGCCAGACGAGAUCGUCAGGAUGACCACCGCCGACAAUUUGAAGUUCGCCGUUCUCAUCGGACUGAUCGAGGUUGGUCAGGUGACCAAUCGGGAGGUCGUCAACACUGUUUUACAUUUGGUAUGUUGAUCCACGCGCGUAAUAACA